AAUCUGCGUCCUGUAAUGGGUCAAAAAGCCCAAACGCUGCUUCCUAUAAUGGGCCAAACAGAACCCAAUAACAUCACCCUCAUCAUCAACGUUAUCUUCUUUGCAACAAAACUGAACAUUCACUCACUUUCUCCAAUGGCUUCUAUCUUCUCACAACCCUCACCAUCCUCAUUACUCAUCAACCAUUCUUCUAAUUUCAAGGGCAACGUAACAAAUCUCAAGUCAAACAUUUGCCAAUUUUCAUCAAAACCCAACAACAACAACAACAAAUCGCAACAACGGAAACUGUUAAUUGUAGCUGCGAUUCCAUCAUCUGUUGUGAGUUCCAGUGUCCGGUUUCGACUGGAUAAUCUGGGUCCUCAACCGGGUUCCAGAAAGAAUGCGAAGAGAAAGGGUAGGGGACAUGCAGCGGGUCAAGGUGGGAGCUGUGGGUUUGGGAUGAGGGGUCAGAAAUCGAGGUCUGGUCCAGGUGUUCGUAAGGGUUUUGAAGGGGGUCAGAUGCCGCUUUACCGUCGGCUUCCUAAGCUUAGGGGUAUUGCUGGAGGUAAUUGUAAUGUUAUUGUUUGUUAUCCACUGUUUUAGUAAGCUUUUUUGGUGAGUUUUGUGUGCACACCAGGUGUUUGUUGAAAUGACUGAAUGGAAUUUGAAGAGGUAUGGUCCCAAUUCCCUGCCUACAUGGCAGGGACCACACCACUUUUUGUGCACACAAGGCAUCCAUGUCACCAAGACCUUCUAGAAGCUUCCAGAAGAUGUCUAGGCGGUCCAUAGCUGGCAUCAAAGAUGCUCUAUCCGACAUAAAGGACAACACGUGUAACCAUACGCAGAAUGCCACAUAGGCCUGCGACAAAUCAGGGAGCAGGGCUGACGACGCCAGUACGAGGUAUCCAGCGUGG
Molecule: messenger RNA, 893 nt
Organism: Helianthus annuus (common sunflower)
Lineage: Eukaryota; Viridiplantae; Streptophyta; Magnoliopsida; Asterales; Asteraceae
Product: 50S ribosomal protein L15, chloroplastic
Exons: 1
Coding region: 16-582 (188 amino acids)
Biological process (GO): translation
Cellular component (GO): cytosolic large ribosomal subunit
Molecular function (GO): structural constituent of ribosome
Source: RefSeq, a predicted model, not a curated record